AUGGCCCACCAGGCAGAUGCGAAACGAGCGCUGGACGAACGUGGCUACCACGGCAAACUCAUCCGCGGCGACAACCCUCUCAAGCUCUUCGAAAAGCCCGUACGCGACCGCAUCGUCGACUCGUACUACUGGAAAGAACAAUGCUUCGGUCUGAAUGCCGCGACGCUGCUGGACCGCGCAGUUGAGCUGUCAUCCAUCGGCGGCACCUACGGCAUCGCGCAGAGACCAACAGCCUUCCUCUGUCUGGCAUUCAAGCUCUUGCAGCUCACCCCGGAGGACGAGAUCAUCUUGUUCUACCUACAACACGCGGGCGAGGAGUUCAAAUAUCUCAGGGCACUCGCAGCAUUCUACAUCCGACUAGCAUGGGAGAAGGAUGACGAGGUCUACAAGACACUUGAGCCUUACAUGUCCGACGGCAGAAAGCUCAAGAGACGGACAAGAGAGAGCUACAGUAUGACACAUGUCGACGAGUUCAUAGACGACCUCUUGUUGAAGACGAGAGUGUGCGCAACGACUUUGCCGAAGAUCAACCCAAGGACUUUCUUGGAGGAUGAGGAUCGGCUGGAGCCGCGGGAGAGUGCUUUGGGUGAUGAGUUGGAAGAACUUGAUCGCGGAGAGGAGGAUGAGGGAAGUGAGGGAGAGGUGGAAGAGGUCGAGGAGGUGCAGCUCAACGGCAAUGGGCAUCACGAGGAAGGGUCAAGGAAGAGGAGCGCUGAUGAUAUGAGCGAUGCCGAUUGA
This is a messenger RNA of Fulvia fulva, 738 nucleotides long. Its product is annotated as Pre-mRNA-splicing factor 38. The transcript has a single exon. Lineage: Eukaryota; Fungi; Ascomycota; Dothideomycetes; Mycosphaerellales; Mycosphaerellaceae. Gene Ontology annotation, cellular component: precatalytic spliceosome. The record is from RefSeq and is a predicted model, not a curated record. Bases 1 to 738 code for a protein of 245 amino acids.